Cylicocyclus nassatus is the source of this 393-nucleotide messenger RNA. Lineage: Eukaryota; Metazoa; Nematoda; Chromadorea; Rhabditida; Strongylidae. The record is from the annotation of a GenBank genome assembly.
AUGGUGGACACUACAACUGCUCUUAGUGGCUUGGCUUAUUUAAUGCUUCCUUGCCUUGUCCUACCUUUUUAUAUACUUCUAACCCAUGUAAUGGUAACAAACACCUCAGUAAGAAGGCUGGCAUCAAAUCGUCUCGUGACUCAGUUGAACGUAGCAGAUUGCAUACAAUUGGUACUCCACUCUAGCAGCGGAAUUUUUGUUCUCUUUCCACGAAUAGCUGAAAAUAACAUAUAUAUUGUCAGAACUGUGGGAGCUUUGAUCAAUGCAGCAUGGCUCGUCACCUUUCCAAUUCUCUGUCUGCUAGCCGUUACACGUAUACUUAUAAUAUAUCAGUAUGCAUCACCUUUGAAUACUAUAGGUGUAAUGAAGAAAUGUACGGCGUGCUGUUCUUGA